This is a messenger RNA of Hirsutella rhossiliensis, 798 nucleotides long. RefSeq names its product vacuolar ATP synthase subunit s1 (ATP6S1) domain-containing protein. NCBI's taxonomy places the organism in Eukaryota, Fungi, Ascomycota, Sordariomycetes, Hypocreales, Ophiocordycipitaceae. Gene Ontology annotation, biological process: fungal-type cell wall biogenesis; (1->6)-beta-D-glucan biosynthetic process. Gene Ontology annotation, cellular component: endoplasmic reticulum membrane. The record is from RefSeq and is a predicted model, not a curated record. The transcript has 4 exons. The coding region runs from base 1 to 798 and encodes 265 amino acids.
AUGCGUCCUGCGACGAUUUUCGGCCCUCUGGCGCUCUCCGGCGCUGCCGCCGCGCUGUCCGGCUCGUAUCCCUGGGUUUUACUGUCCACUACAAAGUUUCAAGAUGUCUCCCACCGCAGCCAGAUCCAAACGGGCUCCGAGGUGCUGAAGCACACGCAAGAGAUACUGGCAACUUGCCCGACGGAUCGAUAUCUCGUCGCCGUCCAGCCCGGCGUCCACGCCACUGACCUCGGCCGCUCCAUGCCGCACCUCCGCCGGGCCUUUGAGGACUCUCGCAUUCUGGGCCGAUUCGACGUGGCCGAGGUUGUCGGCGCCGUAGACACAGCGGGCGUCGUCGAGCACAUCAAGUCGGAAUGCGCCAAGAAGAACAAGGCCGUCACCGUUGAUGAGGUCCACUUGGCAUCGCUCGCCUCGCAGGAUCGAGCCAGCACUCUGUCUAAGAAUGAUGGAAUUCUUGCCGGCAGCCUCGAAACAACUGCCAAGGACGACAGCUACACCAUCUUGUUCCUCUCGGCCCCAGGCGAGCCGGCCCAAUUCGUUGAGUCGCUGCAUACGGACCUGAAGAGGGACGUGAACGCCAUGCAUUUUAGCCGCAUGGGGAACAACACGCGAUGGGAAUCCCUGCCGCUGUUUGAAAAGUAUCAAUUUUUCACACCCGGCAUCUUCAUGGGCCUCAUUGUGGCCCUGAUCCUCUUGUCAAUACUUGGUGUCGGACUGAGGGCUCUCUCCAGCCUCGAGGUCUCAUACGGUGCCUUUGAGAAGGAGAUGGGUCCGGCCGCUCACAAGAAGCAGCAGUGA